Messenger RNA from Bacillus rossius redtenbacheri, 747 nucleotides. RefSeq names its product armadillo repeat-containing X-linked protein 2-like. The record is from RefSeq and is a predicted model, not a curated record. The coding region runs from base 1 to 747 and encodes 248 amino acids. The transcript has 3 exons. Lineage: Eukaryota; Metazoa; Arthropoda; Insecta; Phasmatodea; Bacillidae.
AUGGUGUCAGUGUGGACCGUACCUAUCGCCAUAGGGGCGGCCGAGGUGGGCAGUGGCGGCAGCAGCGUGGCGCCUUCAGCGUCAGGCGGCGAUGCUCCCAAGGCGGCACGUGUGGUGGGCAGCGGUGGCGUGGCACCUUCAGCAGCACGUGUGGUGGGUGGCAGCGACACUUCCAGGGUGGCACGUGUGGCGGGCGGCAGUGGCGUGGCACCUUCAGCGGUGCGUGUGGUGGGCGGCGGCGAUGCUCCCAAGGUGGCAUGCAUGGCAGGCAGCGGUGGUGUGGCACCUUCAGCGGCACGUGUGGCGGGCAGCAGUGGCACACCCUCCAUGGUGGGCGGUGGCAUGGUGCCUUCAGCAGCGCGUGUGGUGAGCGGCAGUGGCGCAACCUCUGUGGUGGGUGGUGGCAUGGCGCUCCCUUGGUGUGGCAUACCCUCGGUGACAUGCAUUGCUGGCAGUUGUGGCAUGCCCUUGGUGACGUGUGUGGCAGACGGUUGUGGCAUGCCCUCAUUGAUGUAUGUGCCUAGCCUUUGUGGCAUGCCCUUGGUGACGUGCGUGGCAGGUGGUUGUGGCAUGCCCUUGGUGACGUGCGUGGCGGGCAGUUGUUGCACGCCCUCGGAGAAGUGCGUAGCGGGCGGUUGUGGCACACCCUCGGUGAUGUUCGUGGUGAAGGAGAUGACGAGGACAUUGAGUCGUUCAUACGAGCCAAAGUUCGACUUCAUCGCCGCCUUGCUACCAGAGGCCACCUAA